AUGUCAAACCCUGAAUUGCAAGAGACACCUAAAUCUUUGAAUAAUGUCAAACAUAUAGUACUAAUACUAUCAGGUAAAGGAGGUGUUGGAAAAUCUUCAGUUACAACCCAAACGGCAUUGACUUUAGUAAAUAAAGGUUUUAAAGUUGGAGUAUUGGAUAUUGAUCUAACUGGUCCUUCAUUACCAAGAAUGUUUGGAGUUGAACAUCAAAAAGUUCAUCAAUCAUCUAGAGGCUGGGUUCCUGUACAAGUUUAUAAUACUGCAAAUGGUGGAUCAUUGAAAUUGAUGUCUUUGGGGUUUUUAAUUGGUGAUAGAGGAAAUUCAAUAGUUUGGAGAGGUCCAAAAAAGACAGCAAUGAUUAAACAAUUCAUGAAAGAUGUUAUAUGGAGUGGUAAUGAUGGUGAAGAAUUAGAUUAUUUAUUAAUUGAUACACCACCUGGAACAUCAGAUGAACAUAUAGCAAUAGCAGAAGAAUUAAGAUAUGUUUCACAAUUAGAUGGAGCAAUAAUUGUAACAACUCCACAAUUAGUUGCAACUUCUGAUGUUAAAAAAGAGAUAAAUUUUUGUAAAAAAGUCAAUUUUAAGAUAUUGGGGAUAAUUGAAAAUAUGUCUGGAUUUAUAUGUCCUCAUUGUUCAGAAUGUACAAAUAUUUUUUCAAGUGGUGGUGGGUUAGCCUUAUCGAAUCAAUUAAAUCUUAAGUAUUUGGGGAAUAUUCCUAUAGAUCCGAAUUUUGUUGAACUAAUAGAGUUGCAAAACAAUGAACAAGAGGAUAAAAAAUUGAUCAAUUUAUAUGAUAAAUCAGAGUUGAAACCAAUUAUGAGUGACAUUAUAGAUAAAGUACUAGAUACACCUACCUAA
Molecule: messenger RNA, 858 nt
Organism: Lodderomyces jiufengensis
Lineage: Eukaryota; Fungi; Ascomycota; Pichiomycetes; Serinales; Debaryomycetaceae
Product: iron-sulfur cluster assembly protein
Exons: 1
Coding region: 1-858 (285 amino acids)
Biological process (GO): iron-sulfur cluster assembly
Cellular component (GO): cytosol
Molecular function (GO): ATP-dependent FeS chaperone activity; 4 iron, 4 sulfur cluster binding; ATP binding
Source: RefSeq, a predicted model, not a curated record